AUGAGGAACCCCCUUUCCCUCAUGCAGGCAGGCUUCGGCCAAGUCCUGCGCAAACUCUCCGUCAUGGAGGAUCGGAUUAAUCGGUCAACGUUUGGUCGAGUCUUCCGUCUAGAAGGCUCUGGGCAUCCCAAGACUGUGAGAGGCGCCAGCUUCCUUACGGAGAUUCGAGCCGGCCUGACCACCUUCGCCACGAUGGCAUACAUCAUUGCCGUUAACUCUACCGUUCUCAGCGAUUGUGGCGGCAACUGUGAAUGCCCAGAAGGAAUCCCCAACAUGUGCAAGGACGACGAAUACUACAACGUGUGUCGUACAGAGUUGCAGCACGACCUUAUCACUGCCACCGCAGCCCUUGCCGGCCUCUCAAGCAUUCUCUUUGGGUUUCUCACGAACCUUCCGGUUGCACUCGGACCGGGUAUGGGCCUCAAUGCGUACUUCACAUACCAGGUUGUCGGCUACCACGGUUCUGGCCCCGUCCCAUACCGAAUCGCCUUGACUGCUGUCUUUGUUGAAGGAUUCAUUUUCAUGUUCUUGGCCCUCACUGGAAUGCGACAAUGGUUGGUCCGCAUGAUCCCAGCGACUAUCAAGACUGCGUCUGGUGUAGGUAUCGGUCUGUUUCUUACCGAGAUUGGCUUGUCCUACAACGCUGGCAUUGGAGCCAUCACUGGAGGCUACUCGACCCCAUUGGCCAUCGGCGGUUGUCGUGCAGAGGAUUUGAACGACAGUGGCGAAUGCACCAAGCAUAUCAUGGCGAACCCUGCUAUGUGGAUCGGAAUCUUCGUGGGAGGUAUCUUCGUGGCUUUCUUGAUGGCCUUUAAGGUCAAGAGCGCCAUAGUCAUCGGCAUCUCAGUCGUGUCCAUCCUCUCCUGGCCUCGCAACACCUCUUUCACAUACUUUCCAUACACGGAAGCCGGAGAAACUCGAUUCCAAUUUUUCAAGCAAGUCGUUGCGUUUCACCCGAUUCAAACGGUAUUGGUCAGCCAGCAAUGGGAUCUACAGGGGACAAGCGCUGCUCAGUUUGCGCUCGCGCUCGUGACCUUCCUCUAUGUCGACAUCAUUGACUGUACUGCAACACUGUACUCGAUGGCCAAGUUCUGUGGCGUCGUGGAGGACGAUGGCGACUUCCCCCGCUCGACCGUUGCCUACUGCACCGAUGCGGCUUGCAUCUCGGUCGGUUCACUCUUCGGAUGCUCGCCAGUCACUGCGUUCGUCGAGAGUGGCGCGGGCGUCGCGGAAGGUGGUCGGACCGGUUUGACUGCAAUAUCGACCGGUUUCUGUUUCCUCAUCAGUCUCUUCUUCGCACCGAUCCUGGCUUCUGUUCCCCCGUGGGCCACGGGUGCAACGCUCAUUUUGGUCGGCUGUCUGAUGAUGCGCCAAGUCACCAACAUCAAUUGGCAAUAUAUUGGUGAUGCUGUGCCCUCCUUUGUGACGCUCGCAUUCAUGCCGUUCAGCUACAGUGUCGCCUAUGGCCUCAUUGCGGGUAUGAUGGUCUAUGUAGUACUCAAUACAAUGAUCUGGAUGGUUGUGUACCUCACGGGUUCCAGAGUCACGCCCUCCAACUGGCAGGAGAAGGAGGUAUACAACUGGGGAAUGGGCAAGCGAGAUGUUCCUGGCUGGAUGAUGUUCGUCCGCAGAAAGUUCACAGGAGAACCUGCCGGGAAACCAAACCCAAAGAAUGUUGUGGAACUGGUGGAUUGCGAUAGCACCAUCAACCACGGCUCGCGCAGCGCAUCCGCCGAAGACAAGGAGAUGCAGAUUCAAUCGAAUCGGACCCACAUGGACUAUGAUCUACCGUCUCUGGACUGA
Anthostomella pinea is the source of this 1803-nucleotide messenger RNA. The record is from the annotation of a GenBank genome assembly. Lineage: Eukaryota; Fungi; Ascomycota; Sordariomycetes; Xylariales; Xylariaceae.